AUGAACGACCAUCGCAUGAGCAUCAUGGCGCUUUGCAAUGCCGAGGAGCCGGUGGUCUCGAUCAAUUCUUGUGCCACUGGAACAUCGUCCCUUCCUCCUAUUGUUCCCAUGUAUUGUUAUACUGGUAACAACAUCAAGCAGAUUACAACUGCAGUUGUUAAUGCCUCGAAUGGCAAACCACCGACUAGAAAACGCUCCAAUAGCGAACGUGGGAAGCUCUAUCGCUCACGUCAAAAGAACUACGUGCAAACGCUCGAGAAGCACGUGAAGCAGCUUAAGAGAGAAGUUGACAACCUCGACCUUCGUGGUCAUUCACGGCAGCGAGUUGCGACUUGGUCAAUCAAACGCCAACCCAUGGGUGCAUCAUUUGCCAGUGUCGUACACGAAUACUUUUCGCUUUUCAAAUAUGGAGUGCCUGUGGCUAAGCAAGGUGGCGUCAGAAAUCUUUCACAGGACCGGUUACUCUCGUCGAGCCAGGCAGGCUUUUUGAAUGGGCUCAUGCACCCGAACGUGGUGUUUGGUGGCUCGUACGGCAUGCACGAGCUGCUGAACCAAUGGGAGAAAUACUCGUUGUAUCAUGCGGGGCUCAAGUACGAGGUCAAGUCCUUGCAAAUUAUGGCAGCGGACUUAAAUUAUGUGGUGCGUGCUUCCGCCACGCUUUGCGUGCGCUUUACACGUCGAACCAUUGAGAAGAUUUUUCCUCAUUUGCUCUGGAACGAGGCGCUCGUGCAACGCCUUAUUGGCAAGGAGUUCAUAUACCCUGUGAGUGACACCUUUUACUUUGGUGACGACAACAAGAUUUAUCGACUUGAUACAUACGUGGACUUUGUGGCCACUUUUGUGAAAGUACUGGGCAAUAUCGAGGACAGCAUGACUAUGAUGGAGAGCGCACUUAUUCGGCAGGAGUCCAUGAUCGGCGAUCUGAUCGAAGAACCGCGCAGCAUCACGGUGGAAGAAACUAGCAGAACACGUUAA
Peronospora farinosa is the source of this 975-nucleotide messenger RNA. The record is from the annotation of a GenBank genome assembly. Lineage: Eukaryota; Oomycota; Peronosporomycetes; Peronosporales; Peronosporaceae.